This is a messenger RNA of Leishmania braziliensis MHOM/BR/75/M2904, 2022 nucleotides long. RefSeq lists its product as hypothetical. The transcript has a single exon. NCBI's taxonomy places the organism in Eukaryota, Euglenozoa, Kinetoplastea, Trypanosomatida, Trypanosomatidae. Gene Ontology annotation, molecular function: signaling receptor activity. The coding region runs from base 1 to 2022 and encodes 673 amino acids. The record is from RefSeq and is a predicted model, not a curated record. Gene Ontology annotation, cellular component: membrane.
AUGGGCCCAAAACACCUGACCCGCACCGACCUCACCAGUCCGCGGGACAUGCCUCGCCACAAUGAUGAUGUCCCUAUCGGGUUAACCGCGACGAUGCAGCGAGGCCAGGGCGGCCCGUCGUCCUUCUCGUCUGAUGGUUCUUCUCCAGCUGCUCUCUCCUCUGCCGGAUCGCUGUGGUCGCGUGUAGGCCGCGAGAUCGCCAGCUGGCGUCGUGGCACUGUCUCCAUUUACGAGGUGGAUGCGUGGCUUCGGUUCAACCCGUACAUCCGACGUGGCUUCCGACAUCGCUCCUUGCGCAAGCGCGAGGCCCUCGGCUCGCUCGUGUUGUACCUCCACAACGAAACCUUCAACGUUGUGUCCCACCUUGCCAUGGUGGUGCUCAUGGCGCUGCUGUUGCUAUGGCCACCUCGAGUGACGGCGAUGAGCAACAGUGGCAGCGGUGCGUAUUUCAGCGAGCGCUCAGCGGGUGAGCCAUUUCGUCGGCACCACAGGGCGGAAACUGAAGUGCCGUCGUGGCUACGUGGACUGGACAGACGCGCAGCUACACCUGGCGCAGCUGCAGCAGAGACUGACAAGGACCGCGUGCAGGGAUACGUGCCUCCCGGUGAUGUGGCGGGAUCCCCACGGCAUGUGCUGAGCGACGCCGCUGCUGGUGCCGCAACGCCUUCGUCCACAUUUCGCUUCUUUGCCGUUCUCUUGGGCGACUUGGCAGCACCAUCGUCGCCGAUGAUGCCAGUCAUCGAUACGGCGCUUCCACCGCCGCCCAUGAGCGUUGACACCCGCCUUUCUCUCUCCCUCAUACCGUUGGUGGUCCUCUUCCUGCUGACGUUUUCUCUAUCAGUGCUGUAUCAUCUUUUCAUGCCCUGCUGCCGCACCCCUCGCGGCUACCAGCAGCUCCUACAGUGUGACGUGUUGGGCGUCGUCUUCGCCAUCUCUGGUAGCGCCUACGCGUACUUCGCGUGUGGGAUGCCGUGUGCCGGUGAGUCUGCUCAGUUGUGGACGGGGGCGCUGAUGGUGGUUACGACGCUGCUGUGCAUCUACGUGCUUGUUUUGGCCCCGAUGUGGGGUGUGGUGGCUGAGGUGUGCGCGCUGGCGCUGUGUCUGGCGCAGUGGGCUGCAGCUGCUGUCAUCGCUGCCGUGCUGGAGUUCUUGAUGGGCCGUCCGCUCCUCUCUGCGCCGCCAUGCCCGCCACCGGUGCAACGUGACAGGCAUGGCGGCCGUGAUCGUCAGCCGCGCCCGCUGCCGCCGCCGCCAGAGCUCCACGCUGGCCAACACUUUCUCCUCGCCUGGGUGCAGCGGCAUCGGCACCUAUCCUCGGCUGGACUCGGCAGCGCGUCGACUGCGUCCAGCACAGCGGCGGUGGCAAGCACUACCGCGGACCCGGUACCCGUCAGCGCGCGCCAGCGCAUCGCUGUUGUCGGGGUCUACUGCCUCCUGCACCUGGGCGUGUACCUGGCGCUGGUUCACCCCAAGAGCCGCCCAGCCAUGGGCGGGUUCACGCAAGCCACGCACUACCACAACGCCUCCUACGCGUGGCUAUUUCUUGGCGGCCUCGUCAACGCUUCGCGCUUCCCAGAAGUGGUCGUGUUUCACUGGACGAGACGAGCCGCACAUCACACGCGGCGUGUGGCGGCGGCAGAGGCGGCCGCGCUUUCUGCCGAGAAGCUAAGAAGGGAUGCGGGUAUGACGGAGGUGGAUGCACGAGCUGCAGCAGCGGCCUCAUCGUCAUUGCGUGGCUCUGCGCGCUCGCACUGUGCCUCCUCCGUUGGCGUCGCGCCCGAGUCGGCAGCGCAGGCGACCUCUGUGCCGUCCACAUCUUUGCCACCCGUCACCGCAGUUACUUUGUGGGACCGGCUCUGCGUGCCGAAGCUGGUGGUCACCUACGUCGUCUCCGCCUCCACUCUGGACUACAUCGGCAACAGUCAUCAUAUCUGGCACGUGUGCACCGCGCUCAGCGCUUUGUCGGCCAUUCUUGCUGUGUACUACGACUGCAUGGAGUACGAUCUCGUCCAGUGUGGCUGA